UAUCUACAUUCAGCGAAUAGGCUAUUCGUGGUUCGACGAUGUUUGAACGGUUAAUCAUUAUGUUUAUGGUCGUUGGUUUUAUAUCAUCUAAACCUUUCGUUUGCGGAGAUCCUCGACAUGGUUUUGGACCAGGCAAACAAGAUUGGGGCUUUGUGGAGGUUCGUCCUGGCGCGCAUAUGUUUUGGUGGCUGCACUACACAACCGACACGAACGCACAGCACUACACCAACCGCCCACUCAUAGUUUGGCUGCAAGGCGGACCCGGAGCGUCCUCCACGGGCUACGGUAACUUUGAAGAGAUAGGUCUACUGGAUAGCAAUUUGCGCGAAAGACAACACUCAUGGGUGAAGAACUACAAUGUUUUGUUUGUCGACAAUCCAGUUGGAAGUGGGUUUAGCUAUGUGGAAAAGGAUUUGUUACUGGCGAAAGAUAAUGCGCAGAUUGGACAAGAUUUGGUUACGAUGAUUAAGACGUUUUAUCAAUCGCAUGAAAUGUUUCGCGAAACACCCACGCACAUAUUCUCUGAAAGCUAUGGAGGCAAAAUGGCUGUGGAGUUUGCUUUUAAGUUGAAUAGUGCGAUCAAGCACGAUAUUUUUGGUUGCAACCUAAAAUCAGUAGCCUUGGGCGCUCCUUGGAUCUCGCCAACGGACUCAAUUACUUCGUGGGCUCCAUUUCUACUUAACCUAGGUUUUGUUGAUACCAAAGGCUUCGGAAUGAUUCAAGAUAUGGCGAAAAAUAUUCAUAAUCUUAUACAAAGAAACGAAACGGACAAUGCGACAAAAAUUUGGAAUAAAUUGGAGCAAGUUGUGACAAAUGAGACUUUAGGAAUCGAUUGCUAUAAUGUACUGGUGCCGCAGCAGUUCAAUCAAUAUAAUGUUGAUGACCACGAUGAAGGUGUUCCGGCCUAUAGCGAAAAUGGACGAUCUACUUCUUUUAGUGGCAAGCAUCACCUUGAAACCUUGAUGAGAGGACCAGUUAGUACAGCUUUAUCAAUACCCGACUACGUUCUAUGGGGUUCACAGAAGGAAAUGGUUUUUGCAGCCCUGUCCGAGGAUUUUAUGAAAUCUGCGAUUUUAUCGGUUGAGCUUCUUCUAAAUAGGACUAAUAUUGAUAUCAUCAUCUAUACGGGGCAACUUGACUUGAUAGUUUGUACACCUGGAACAGUACGCUGGGUAGAGAAACUGCGGUGGCCUGGACAUAGUGGAUACAUAUCUGCACCAAGAAUGGGAAUAGGAUCCUCUGGCAUCCUAGAAGGCUACACAAAAAGCUACGGCAAACUUUCGAUGUAUUGGGUUAAUAGAGCGGGACACAUGGUUCCUGUAGACAACCCUAUGACAAUGCGAUAUAUUUUAAAGAAACACGUCGGCGUCUGA
Molecule: messenger RNA, 1373 nt
Organism: Topomyia yanbarensis
Lineage: Eukaryota; Metazoa; Arthropoda; Insecta; Diptera; Culicidae
Product: retinoid-inducible serine carboxypeptidase-like
Exons: 4
Coding region: 39-1373 (444 amino acids)
Biological process (GO): proteolysis
Molecular function (GO): serine-type carboxypeptidase activity
Source: RefSeq, a predicted model, not a curated record